AACGGACGCGAAGCUUUCGACAACCUUCUACAUACUAUGUACGGAAAGGCAUAUAAACUGAGAGAUGCGCGAGUACUUAAGAUCAUAAUCGAGUUGGCAAAUUACUAUUGCGCUCUUCCAGUAGUAUCCCAUACUCUCAUAGGGGCUUUGUUGAAAGGACGAAUCGAGGUGAGUGACGAUGUUCGGUCCAACUUCCGUCAUUCAUGCCUUUAUUGUGGUUCUCAAUCGACGUGCUAUCAAAGCUUGAUGAGACAGAUGCGAUUGCCCUACUUCCACUUUCAGAUAAAUUCCGCAAUGCCGAACUUUUCAGAGAGUGCAUCACUGUCCUUGCAGGCAGCUGUCAGACCAAGGAUAAAGACGGUUCAGAGCUCGACAUUCCAGAAGGCCUUCAAGAGAUUGUCACCAAGACAGCCAAUGGCAUCAAUCGACUCUUGUCCGUCUACCAACGAUGCAUUUUAGACCCCGCAAAGAACUAUGCCGCUGUCAAACAAGCCAUAGAUGACAUUGUCCUCGAACAAGCCGAAGAUCCGUAUGGCCCUACAAUCGUAUGCUGGAAAGAGCAACAAUGUCGAUGAGGCUUUGGAUCAUCAUUUGAACAGGGCACUGAAGAUUGAGCUGGUCUUUCCGGAGAUUGUCUGGUUGGACCAUUAUUAUCGUGCGACGGACUUCCUCCGCGCAUUGUUGAUGACGAAGAUUUGCCUUGGAAUCCAGCUGAGAAGGAUUGGUAGAGCUCGUCCUUCGAUCGGACAAUGGUGAGCGAGCCUUUUGAGAAAACCU
Molecule: messenger RNA, 777 nt
Organism: Mollisia scopiformis
Lineage: Eukaryota; Fungi; Ascomycota; Leotiomycetes; Helotiales; Mollisiaceae
Exons: 1
Coding region: 37-459 (140 amino acids)
Source: RefSeq, a predicted model, not a curated record